UCCUUUUGUUCAAAUUCGGGUGACCAGAACUCUCAGGUCGGGAGGUCUCAAAAGUGUCAUUUUCAUACUAAAAAAUACAGGCAAACUGGAUUAAUUUCGGAAGUCAUUCGGCAGCAAGUAAAACAACAAAACAAAAAGAAAACAAAUUUGCCGCCUCGCUUUUUCCAGCCGCAUUUUCCUUCGAAGAAAAGCAUGGCACCGCCGAAACCGAGAUUGCAUAAAACAACCGGAAAGUUGAAAUCGAUUCCUAGACCAACAGACAGUGGAGUGCCGCCUGCUGCAGCCCGACCGACCCCUCCAACGCCCGCGCCGGAUUCUGAACUUCCGGAUCCGGAUCAACAGUUUGAGCUAGAACUUUACUGGUGCAUCCAGCAGUUGGAAUCACAAUUGCCCAAUUUACAGGGAAACAGUAAAAAAUGGACCGAUACGAACAAGAUGAUCAACACACUAAAGAGCAGCAGUCAACCGAUCAUCCGGAAGCGUCAGAUCAUGCGGACCACCUUCGGCGACUACCGCAGUAAGAUGGCCACAGAACAGCAAACGAUGGCCGUCGUCGAGGAUAACGUGCGGUUCGAAGAGCGCAAGGAGAAGGUGAAGUACCACUUUGUAAAGAAGUCGGCCGUCCUUAGCGGUGAUAAGAACUUCCGGUUCAAUUUCCCGGCCGCCACAACGGGGGGCAAUGUUGCAGAAGAGGAGUCGAGUAAAGAGCAAAGUGCAAAUGCGGCCCCGAAUGAUGUAGUUAAAAUAGCGCCUUCGGAUAAUUCUUUUCGAUUCAACUUCUCCGUUGCCAGCACCUGAGAAGCGGAGGCGGUGUUUGCAAUAAAAACCCUUUUCUUUAAUCGA
This is a messenger RNA of Anopheles aquasalis, 843 nucleotides long. RefSeq names its product UPF0488 protein CG14286. The record is from RefSeq and is a predicted model, not a curated record. NCBI's taxonomy places the organism in Eukaryota, Metazoa, Arthropoda, Insecta, Diptera, Culicidae.